AUGUCUACAGAAAAGCCAGGCCGUACCAUAUUAGCGUCUUCUAUUUCUAAAACUUACGUUCAAGAAAUUACUGGAAAGGUGGAAAGUCUCAGGAAUAUUAGACCAGAUGGUCCGUUAUUAGUUGGGUUUUUGGCCAAUAAUGAUCCAGCUGCAGAGAUGUACGCUUCCUGGACUCAAAAGACUUGCGAGUCUAUGGGGUUCCGUUACGAGUUGAGAAGAAUUGAAGAUAGAGACUUCUUGGAAGAAGCUAUCAUCGAUGCUAACCAAGAUGAUUCCGUUGAUGGUAUCAUGAUCUAUUUCCCUGUGUUCGGAAACGCACAAGAUCAGUAUUUGCAACAAGUGGUAUCAAGGGAAAAAGAUGUAGAAGGGUUGAAUCACGUUUAUUAUCAGAAUAUGUACCAUAACAUUAGAUAUUUGGAUGAUCAGAAACAGUUGAAAUCGAUACUACCAUGCACUCCAUUAGCUGUAGUGAAAAUCUUGGAGUAUUUGAAAGUUUAUAACAAUUUGUUACCAGAAGGGAACAGACUCUAUGGGAAGAAAUGUGUUGUAGUGAAUAGAUCUGAAAUUGUUGGUAGACCUCUAGCUGCUCUGUUAGCAAAUGAUGGUGCUGAUGUGUUUUCUGUUGAUAUCAACAACAUUCAGAAGUUCACACGUGGGCAAGGUUUGAAGUUUACGAAACAUCAUGUAGAAGACUUGGGUGCAUAUUCAGAGGAGCUAUUGAAGGAAUGCUGUAAAGAUGCUGACGUGAUAAUAACAGGUGUUCCUGGUGAAAAAUACAAGUUCCCUACUGAUUACAUUAAAGAAGGCGCUAUCUGUAUCAAUUUUUCCUCAGAGAAGAAUUUCGAUGAGUCUGUGAAAUCAAAAGCAUCGCUAUACGUUCCAAGCACCGGUAAAGUAACCAUCUCCAUGCUGUUGAGAAACAUGCUCAGAUUAGUAGAGAACAAACAAAAAUUGCAAAACCGUUCAGCCUCCACGAAUUAA
Molecule: messenger RNA, 981 nt
Organism: Kluyveromyces lactis
Lineage: Eukaryota; Fungi; Ascomycota; Saccharomycetes; Saccharomycetales; Saccharomycetaceae
Gene: MTD1
Product: methylenetetrahydrofolate dehydrogenase (NAD(+))
Exons: 1
Coding region: 1-981 (326 amino acids)
Biological process (GO): purine nucleobase biosynthetic process
Cellular component (GO): cytosol
Molecular function (GO): methylenetetrahydrofolate dehydrogenase (NADP+) activity; methylenetetrahydrofolate dehydrogenase (NAD+) activity
Source: RefSeq, a predicted model, not a curated record